Messenger RNA from Megalops cyprinoides (Indo-Pacific tarpon), 13395 nucleotides. It is a transcript of the gene dnah9, whose product is annotated as dynein, axonemal, heavy chain 9. Gene Ontology annotation, molecular function: ATP hydrolysis activity; ATP binding; minus-end-directed microtubule motor activity. NCBI's taxonomy places the organism in Eukaryota, Metazoa, Chordata, Actinopteri, Elopiformes, Megalopidae. The transcript is spliced from 69 exons. The record is from RefSeq and is a predicted model, not a curated record. Gene Ontology annotation, cellular component: dynein complex. Gene Ontology annotation, biological process: microtubule-based movement. The coding region runs from base 1 to 13395 and encodes 4464 amino acids.
AUGGGAGAUGCACCUGUGGCAGACAAGAGAUACGAGUUUCUUGAAGAGUAUAUUUUGAAAACUCUGAAGUUAAAAGCAGAUCGGUGGCAGAAAUGCGUCACAACUGAUGAGUAUAAACAAAUCAUUCAGGAUUUUUUUGACCGGCCAGAUCAAGCUAUGCUUGUUGUGUCCCUAAACGCAGCCGGGCAAUUACUUCCUUCAUCAGAGUUUCCAGCAAGCUCUAAAAACAAAGCCGUUUACUUCGUGAAACGCGGCAAAGAUGUGCUCAGUCCAGACUCUAUUAAAAGUAAUUUAUUGUAUGGAGAUUUGUCAUACUCCCCCCUGGACCAGUUUUCGGCACUCGUUGAAGAGGUUGUGGUCCCAGUCCUGUCCAAUAACAGUAACCACUGUGAAUGGCCAAAUGUUGUGUCACAAGACAUAAAGCAACAUGUCCGCGCUCUGAAGACCAAUGUGUUUGUGGUGACUGGACAAGUCCGAGGCAAGACUCUUCUUCCUCUACCUGCAGGAUCAGAGAGAGUGGAGCAGGCGGCCCUAGAAAGGGACAAGAGUGGCGAUCUAGUGGACAAAAGCAUCAUCCACUCCAUUGAGUCUGUAGUGAUUGAGUGGAGCCACCAGAUACGUGAGGUCCUAAAGAAGGAUUCAUCUGAACCACUCCUGGCAGGAAAGAACCCAACGCCUCAUGUGGAACUGCUUUUUUGGAAAAAUAGAUAUAAUGACCUAGAAUGCAUUUAUGGACAGUUGAAGUCAACAAAAGUGGCCAAAAUGGCAGAGCUCUUAGAAAGAAUGGAAAGUAGCUAUUAUCCUGCAUUUCGGAACAUGUUCCAGGACAUUCUUGCAGCACUGGAAGAAGCCAGAGAUAUCAACAUCUACCUCAAGCCCCUUCAGCGACUGUUUGAGAGUCUGGAGAGUGUGGAAUUUGGUGAAAUCAAGUGUCAGAUCAGUCCCUUAAUGCAUACAGUGUGUUUACUCUGGGCCAACUCCAAAUACUACAACACCCCUGCCAGAAUCAUUGUGUUGCUACAAGAGAUUUGCAACCUCCUCAUACAGCAGGCCCGGGGUUUUCUGAACCCAGAAGACAUCCUCAAAGGUGAGAUAGAGGAAAGCCUGGCCAAGGUGCAGGGGACCAUAGAUGUCUUACUUCACUUCAAACAGACAUUUGAUGAGAUGAAGGGCAAUCUCGGGAAGUACCAGAGGAAUGGCCAGGGGCUGAGGGCAUGGGACUUCUCUCCAGCAAUGGUGUUCACUGGAAUGGAUGGAUUCAUCGAAAGGGUGCAGAGUGUUGAGGAUCUCCUGCUUACAGCUCUGGACAUGAUGAAGCUAGAGAAGGUUGAAUUUGGAGGUAUUCGCGGAAAGAUGCUCAGCCAGCAGGUCCAGUGCAUGCAUGAGGAGUUCCUGGAGGCAUACAAAAUAUUCUCAGAGAAGUCCUAUGACUGUCUGGACACCUCCAAUGAGGAAUUCAAGGCUGAUGUUUGUGAAUUUAAGUGCAAAGUAGAAGACAUGGAUCGGCGUCUUGGUGCUGUCUUUUGCCAGGCUUUUGAUGAUGCUGCAGGUUUGGAGCAUGCUUUCAAAGUUCUAGACAUGUUUGGAAGUCUUCUUUCUCGUCCCCUACUUGCUGCUGAUGCAGAUGACAGAUACCCACUCCUGGUCAGCAUGUUUGACAGGGAACUGGACUGCUGCAAAGUACUCUAUAACAGACAUGUUCAAAGGGAGGAAGAGCUGGGUUACACCCCUGUCAAUAAGAAUAUGCCUGCUGUAGCUGGAGGACUGAGGUGGGCUCAGCAAAUGCAGGAGCGCAUUCAAAAGCCAUUUGGAAACUUCAGGCAUAUCACUCAUCCUUGCAUGGAGUCUUCUGAUGGGAAGAGAAUGAUCACGAAGUAUGAAGAAAUGAUGAACCUGCUUGAAAGCUAUACCUGUAAAUUGUAUGACAACUGGGCUGAAACAGUGGGAGAGAGAUCUCAGUACAACCUCAGUCAACACCUCAUCUCUAGAGAUCCUUCAACAAGGCUCAUCACUGUCAAUUUCAACCCCCAGUUAGUGUCGGUACUGAGAGAGGUGAAAUAUCUGGAGUCCCGACAGACUGAAACCAUACCUGACACAGCAGCGGACAUCUACUCCAGCAAAGAGUCCUUACGUCAGUAUGUGGCCAACCUAGACCUCACUGUAAGCUGGUACAACAAGGUUAUACGCAACGUGUUGGAGGUGGAGUUUCCCCUUGUAGAAGGUCAGCUGAAAGGCAUUGACACCCAGCUUAUGGAAGCUGAGGAAUCAAUCAACUGGAGGAGUAAUGGUAUCUGGGACUACAUCCAGGAAGUCCGAGAUGCAGUACAUGACCUUGAAAGCCGCCUGCAGAAGACCAAAGACAACGUUGAUGAGAUCCAAAACAUCAUGAAAAUGUGGGUGUCACCCAUCUUUGAGAGGAAGGAGGGGAAAAAGGACACUCUCCUUAACCUGGAGGAUAGGUCGGAGCGACUGGAGAGACGCUACAACCACAUCCGAGACUCAGGGGACAGGAUUCAUUCCUUGCUAAAGGAAAACUUAGCUCUUUUUAAAGCUGACCCCACCUCUGAGGUGUGGAGGGCUUAUGUGGAUUAUAUAGAUGAGAUGGUUAUUGAUGGGUUCUUCAACACCAUUGAAUGCUCCCUGAAAUUCCUUCUAGAUAACACAGACCCCAAGGCUGGUUUGGCUCCUCUGUUUGAAGUCCAGUUAGAGCUACGUGUCCCAGAUAUGGUUUUCAUUCCAUCACUGGAGUUUGGGGCCAGCGAUGGUUUUUACGACUUGGUGGAAGGCAUCAUCAAUGACAUUUACAGAAUUUCCUCCCUGAUGCCUCGUUUAGCUGAGCACAGCAACUUUCCCCACUACCAGGCUGAUAUGGAAGACAUGGCAGACCUUGCAGAUAUGCGGCAACUCCUGAUGGACUGUGUUCAGCAAGUGAUGUCCAAGUGCUGCGACUACCGCAAUACUUUGGACCACUAUGCUUACCUGUACGUGGAUGACAGGAAGGAGUUCAUGCGGCAGUUUUUGCUGUACGGCCAUGUCCUCACCAGCGAGGAGAUCCAGGCCCAUGCGGAUGAAGGCGUCCCGGAGACCCCCCCCACACUGGAGCAGUUCAAAGAGUCGGUGGAUUCUUAUGAGAAGAUCUACGAUGAGGUCCACUGCCUACAGCCAAUCAAUGUGUUCGAUGGCUGGAUGAGGGUGGAUGCUCGCCCCUUUAAGAGCGCCCUCCUUAACAUCAUAAAGAAGUGGAGCCUUAUGUUUAAGCAGCACCUCAUCGACCAUGUCACACACAGCUUGUCUGACCUGGAUGACUUCAUUAAAGUGGCCGAGAGGGAGCUUGGCACUAAGGUGGAGGAGGGUGACUACAAUGGCCUGGUCACGAUUAUGGGACACCUUAUGGCUGUGAAGGAGAGGCAGGUCAACACGGACAUAAUGUUUGAGCCUCUGAAGCGUAGCAUAGAGCUACUGAAGACAUAUGAGCAGGAACUACCAGAGGAGGUGUACAAACAGUUAGAGGAACUCCCGGAGAAGUGGAAUAAUGUGAAGAAGCAGGCCGUCACAGUGAAGCAGCAGGUUGCCCCUCUGCAGGCCAACGAAGUGGCCUCUCUGCGCAGGAAGUGUGCCUCGUUUGAUGUGGAGCAGCACAACUUCAGGGAGCGCUUCCGCAAGGAAGGGCCUUUCAGGUUUGACAGUGAAAACCCAUACCACAUGCUAGACGUGGCCCACAGGCAGAUUCUGGAAAAGGAAUCUACCAUGGCAGCAAUCAUAGAAUCUGCAGGCCUGUUUGAGGUGAACAUUCCUGACUACAAGCAGAUGAAACAGUGCCGCAAAGAAGUGUUCCUACUGAAGGAGCUGUGGGACCUGAUCACGGUGGUGGACUCCAGCAUGAAUGACUGGAAGACCACAAGAUGGCGGGAGAUCAAUGUGGAGAACAUGGAGCUGGAAUGCAAGCGCUUCUCCAAGGACAUCCGGGCGUUGGACAAGGAGACCCGGGCUUGGGACGCCUUUGCGGGCAUGGACAGCAUGGUGAAGAACAUUCUUACAUCCCUGCGGGCGGUGGCAGAGCUUCAAAACUCCGCCAUCCGGGAGAGACACUGGCAUCAGCUGAUGCAGGCCACUGGGGUGCGCUUCACCAUGGACCAGGACACAACCCUGGCAGACCUGCUGCAGCUCAACCUGCACAACUUUGAAGAUGAAGUACGGGGCAUUGUGGACAAAGCUGUAAAGGAGAUGGGCAUGGAGAAGGUCCUGACGGAGCUCAACACCACCUGGACUUGCAUGGAGUUCCAGUACGAACCGCACCACCGCACCCAGGUUCCCCUGCUUAAAUCAGACGAAGAGCUGAUUGAAACCCUUGAGGACAACCAAGUGCAAUUACAGAACCUCAUGUCCUCCAAGUACAUUGCCUUCUUUCUUGAGGAAGUCUCAGCCUGGCAGAAGAAGCUGUCCACUGCAGACUCGGUCAUCUCCAUCUGGUUUGAAGUGCAGAGAACCUGGUCCCAUCUGGAGAGCAUUUUUAUUGGUUCAGAGGAUAUCCGCUCUCAGCUUCCAGAGGAUUCCAAGCGCUUUGAAGGUAUUGAUACAGAUUUUAAAGAACUGGCUAACGAUGCUAAGAAAACACCUAAUGUUGUGGAAGCUACCAACAAACCUGGCCUUUACAAUAAACUAGAAGAUAUUCAAAGCAGAUUGUCCCUGUGUGAGAAGGCCCUGGCAGAGUACUUAGACACAAAGCGACUGGCCUUCCCCAGGUUCUACUUCAUCUCUUCUGCUGAUCUGUUGGACAUCCUUUCCAAUGGCACAGACCCGCACCAGGUUCAGCACCACCUUUCCAAGCUUUUUGACAACACAGCCAAGGUGAAGUUUCAGGCAGACUCGGAUGGUAACCCAACCAAAACUGGCCUGGGAAUGUUCAGUAAAGAGGAGGAGUAUGUCAGCUUCAAUGAACCAUGUGACUGCUCUGGCCAGGUUGAGGUUUGGCUGAAUCGAGUGCUGGACACUAUGAGGUCCACAGUGCGCCAUGAAAUGACGGAGGCAGUGACAGCCUACGAGGAGAAACCCAGGGAACAGUGGCUCUUUGACUAUCCAGCACAGGUUGCUCUAACGUGCACCCAAAUCUGGUGGACCACAGAGGUUGGAAUCGCAUUCUCUCGCCUAGAAGAGGGUUAUGAAAAUGCCAUCAAGGAGUACUACAAAAAGCAAGUCAGCCAGCUAAAUACCCUCAUCACCAUGCUGAUUGGCCAGCUGUCUCCAGGAGACCGACAGAAGGUCAUGACCAUCUGUACCAUAGAUGUGCACGCUAGGGACGUGGUUGCCAAAAUCAUCUCUCAGAAGGUGGAGAAUUCACAGGCGUUUGUGUGGCUGUCACAACUGCGCCAUCGGUGGGACGAGGACAAGAAGCAUUGCUUUGCCAAUAUCUGUGAUGCCCAGUUCCUGUAUUCAUAUGAGUACCUGGGCAAUACACCACGCCUGGUCAUCACUCCAUUGACAGACAGAUGCUACAUCACUCUGACCCAGUCCCUGCAUCUUACCAUGAGUGGAGCCCCAGCUGGUCCGGCAGGCACAGGGAAGACAGAAACCACCAAGGACCUGGGCAGAGCACUGGGGAUCAUGGUCUACGUCUUCAAUUGCUCUGAGCAGAUGGACUACAAGUCCUGUGGGAACAUCUACAAAGGCCUGGCACAAACAGGAGCCUGGGGGUGCUUUGAUGAGUUCAACAGAAUCUCAGUGGAAGUGCUGUCGGUGGUUGCUGUACAGGUCAAAAGCAUUCAGGAUGCCAUAAGAGACAAGAAGAAGAGGUUUAACUUCAUGGGAGAGGAGGUUAACCUUUUCCCGUCUGUGGGGAUCUUCAUCACUAUGAACCCUGGGUAUGCUGGAAGGACAGAGCUGCCAGAAAAUCUGAAGGCACUCUUCCGGCCCUGUGCAAUGGUGGUGCCAGACUUUGAGCUAAUCUGUGAGAUCAUGCUUGUUGCCGAAGGCUUCAUUGAAGCCAGACUUUUGGCCAGGAAGUUCAUCACCCUGUACCAGCUCUGCAAAGAGCUUCUGUCUAAACAGGACCACUAUGACUGGGGUUUGCGUGCCAUCAAGUCAGUGCUGGUGGUAGCGGGGUCUCUGAAGAGAGGUGACCCAGAGCGACCCGAGGACCAGGUGCUGAUGAGAGCUCUGCGAGACUUCAACAUCCCCAAGAUCGUGACAGACGACAUGCCUGUAUUCAUGGGUCUCAUUGGAGACCUGUUCCCUGCACUGGAUGUCCCACGUAAGAGAAACUUGGAUUUCGAGAAGUUUGUCAAGCAGUCUGUGCUGGACCUCAAGCUUCAGGCUGAAGACAACUUUGUGCUGAAGGUGGUCCAGCUGGAGGAGCUCCUAGCAGUGCGUCACUCAGUGUUUGUGGUGGGAAAUGCGGGCACAGGAAAGUCCCAAGUGAUGAAGUCCCUUAACAAGACGUACCAGAACAUGAAGCGCAGGGCUGUGUGGACUGACCUCAAUCCCAAAGCAGUGACCAAUGAUGAGCUGUUUGGCAUCAUCAAUCCCGCCACACGCGAGUGGAAAGACGGGCUGUUUUCCAAUAUCAUGCGUGAGCUGGCCAACAUCAGUCACGAUGGACCAAAGUGGAUUGUACUGGAUGGAGAUAUUGACCCAAUGUGGAUUGAGUCUCUGAACACUGUUAUGGAUGACAAUAAGGUGUUGACCCUGGCUAGUAAUGAGAGGAUUCCUCUGAACCCGACUAUGAGGCUGGUGUUUGAAAUCAGCCACUUGCGCACCGCUACACCUGCCACUGUCUCCCGUGCUGGCAUCCUGUACAUAAACCCAGCUGAUCUGGGCUGGAACCCCCCUGUGACCAGCUGGAUUGACAAAAGAGAGGUCCAGUCAGAGAAAGCCAACCUGACUAUUCUGUUUGACAAGUACCUACCUGUUUGCCUUGACACCCUCAGAUCAAGGUUUAAAAAGAUCAUCCCAAUUCCAGAGCAGAGCAUGGUCCAAAUGCUGUGUCAUCUUCUGGAGUGUCUAUUGACACCAGAGCACACUCCCCCAGAUUGUCCCAAGGAACUGUAUGAGCUCUAUUUUGUCUUUGCUGCAAUCUGGGCCUUUGGAGGGGCCAUGUUUCAGGACCAGCUGGUCGAUUACAGAGUUGAAUUCAGCAAAUGGUGGGUGACAGAAUUCAAAACUAUCAAGUUCCCUUCUCAAGGCACUGUGUUUGACUAUUACAUCGACCCUGAGACAAAGAAAUUUGAACCAUGGUCAAAAAUGAUUCCCAAGUUUGAAUUUGAUCCAGAAAUUCCUCUACAGGCCUGCCUGGUGCACACUACUGAGACGAUCCGUGUGCGCUACUUCAUGGACCGGCUGCUGGAGAGGAAGCGGCCAGUCAUGCUCGUGGGGAAUGCAGGCACUGGGAAAUCGGUCCUAGUCGGUGAAAAACUGGGUUCCCUUGACCCAGAGAAAUACAUGAUCAAGAACGUUCCCUUUAACUAUUACACAACAUCUGCAAUGCUACAAGCCAUUUUAGAAAAGCCUCUGGAGAAGAAAGCAGGGAGGAACUAUGGCCCCCCUGGCAGUAAGAAGCUGAUCUAUUUCAUAGAUGAUAUGAACAUGCCAGAGGUGGAUGCGUAUGGGACAGUGCAGCCACACACACUUAUCCGACAGCACAUGGACUAUAACCACUGGUACGACAGGAACAAGCUGUUGUUGAAGGAGAUCCACAGCGUGCAGUAUGUGUCCUGCAUGAAUCCCACAGCAGGCAGCUUUACCAUCAACCCACGGCUGCAGCGGCACUUCUGCGUGUUUGCCCUCUCUUUCCCCGGCGCGGAUGCCCUGAGUACCAUUUACAGCAGCAUCCUGAGCCAGCACUUGAGAGGCGAUGGCUUCGGGACAGCACUUCAGAAGAGCUGUCCCCAGCUCAUCCAGUUGGCUCUGGCUCUGCACCAGAGGGUGACUGCCAGCUUCCUGCCUACUGCCAUCAAGUUCCACUACAUCUUCAACCUCCGGGACCUCUCCAACAUAUUCCAGGGUGUCCUCUUUUCUACAAGUGACUGUUUGAAGACUCCUCAUGAUCUGGUGAAAAUCUACCUGCAUGAGUCUAACAGGGUGUACAGAGACAAGAUGGUGGAAGAAAAGGAUUUUGGGGCCUUUGAUAAGAUGCAGUCUGAUACAGUGAAAAAGUUUUACGAGGAUGUAGAAGAGACCCUUGAGGAGACUAAGGUCAUGAAUAUGUACUGUCACUUUGCCUCUGGCAUUGGAGAGCCUAAGUACAUGCCAGUACAGUCAUGGGAGACCCUUAACAAGACACUUCUGGAGGCCCUUGACAACUACAAUGAAGUCAAUGCUGCUAUGAACCUUGUACUCUUUGAGGAUGCCAUGUCUCAUAUCUGUCGCAUAAACCGCAUUCUGGAGUCCCCCAGAGGGAAUGCACUCCUAGUGGGAGUGGGUGGCAGUGGUAAACAGAGCCUGACAAGGCUUGCGGCCUUCAUAAGCUCCUUGGAGGUGUUUCAGAUUACUCUGAAGAAAGGCUACGGCAUCCCUGAUCUAAAGAGUGAUUUGGCAGCACUGUACAUCAAAGCUGGGGUGAAGAAUAUUGGCACUGUUUUCCUGAUGACUGAUGCCCAGGUGGCAGAUGAAAAAUUCCUUGUUUUGGUCAAUGACCUCCUGGCAUCAGGUGAGAUCCCGGAUUUGUUUCCUGAUGAUGAAGUGGAAAAUAUCAUAGGAAGUGUGAGGAACGAGGUGAAAGGCCUUGGGCUGAUGGACAGCAGGGAGAACUGCUGGAAGUUCUUCAUUGAUCGCGUGCGCAGGCAGCUCAAGGUUGCCCUGUGUUUCUCCCCUGUGGGCAGCAAACUGAGGGUUCGUAGCAGGAAAUUCCCAGCAGUGGUCAACUGCACAGCCAUCGACUGGUUCCACGAGUGGCCUCAGGAAGCCCUUGAAUCGGUCAGCUUACGCUUCCUCCAGGAGGUGGAGAACAUUGAGCCAGAGGUGAAGGACUCGGUCAGUAAGUUCAUGGCUUAUGUUCAUACCACUGUGAACAAGAGCUCUAAAAGCUACCUGGCCAAUGAGCGUCGCUUCAACUACACAACGCCCAAGUCCUUCCUAGAGCAAAUUAAACUCUACCAAAACCUGCUCGCUCUGAAGAGGAAGGAUCUGACCACCAAGAUGGAACGCCUGGAAAAUGGCCUACAGAAACUUAACAGCACUUCUGCUCAGGUGGAUGACCUGAAAGCCAAGCUGGCUGCCCAGGAAGUGGAACUGAAGCAGAAGAAUGAGGAUGCUGACAAGCUCAUCCAGGUGGUGGGAGUCGAGACAGAGAAGGUGAGCAAGGAGAAGGCAGUGGCUGAUGAAGAGGAGCAGAAGGUGGCGCAGAUUGCCGUGGUGGUGAGCGGGAAGCAGAGGGACUGCGAGGAGGACCUGGCCAAAGCUGAGCCUGCACUGGUCGCUGCACAGGAGGCCCUCAACACUCUCAACAAGAACAACUUGACAGAGUUGAAGUCCUUUGGUUCCCCUGUGACUGCGGUCACCAAUGUGACAGCUGCCGUCAUGGUACUGAUGGCCCCUGGGGGCCGCGUCCCUAAGGACCGUAGCUGGAAGGCAGCCAAGGUGAUGAUGGCCAAGGUUGACAGCUUCCUGGACUCCUUAGUCAACUUUAAAAAAGAAAACAUCCAUGAAAACUGCUUGAAGGCCAUCCAGCCAUACCUGCAAGAUCCUGAGUUCCGCCCUGAGCUUGUAGCUGCCAAGUCCUAUGCGGCUGCAGGUCUCUGCUCCUGGGUUAUCAACAUUGUCAAAUUCUAUGAGGUAUACUGUGAGGUUGAGCCAAAGAGACAGGCCCUUAACAAAGCCAACGCAGAACUGGCUGCUGCCCAGGACAAGCUGGCCACCAUCAAGGCCAAAAUCAAUCACCUUAAUGAGAACUUGGCGAAGCUGACAGCAAAGUUUGAGAAAGCCACGGCUGACAAACUGAAAUGCCAGCAGGAAGCUGAGUCUACAGCACGCACCAUUUCUCUUGCCAACCGCCUGGUGGGAGGGCUUGCAUCAGAGAACGUUCGCUGGGCUGAAGCUGUCAAUAAUUUCAAGAAUCAGGAGAGCACUCUCUGUGGAGACGUGUUACUGAUCACAGCCUUUGUGUCUUAUCUGGGUUAUUUCACCAAACGCUACCGCCUAGAGUUGAUGGACAAAACCUGGAGGCCUUAUUUAAGCCAACUCAAGGUUCCAAUCCCAGUCACUCCAGAUUUGGAUCCACUGACAAUGCUGAUGGAUGAUGCCGAUAUUGCGGCUUGGCAGAAUGAGGGGUUACCUGCGGACAGGAUGUCCACAGAGAAUGCCACCAUCCUUACCAGCUGUGAGAGGUGGCCACUAAUGGUUGAUCCCCAGCUCCAGGGAAUUAAAUGGAUAAAGAACAAGUAUGGAGAGGACCUCAGGGUCAUCAGGAUUGGUCAGAGAGGGUAUUUGGACUCCAUAGAGAGAGCCUUGUCUGCUGGGGAAGUAGUUUUGAUUGAAAAUUUGGAAGAGACUGUAGAUCCUGUUCUGGGGCCUUUGCUUGGUCGUGAGACAAUCAAAAAGGGGAGGUGCAUUAAAAUUGGAGAUAAGGAAUGUGAAUACAGCCCCAAUUUCCGUCUGAUUCUUCACACCAAACUGGCGAACCCACACUACCAGCCAGAGAUGCAGGCGCAGUGCACCUUAAUCAACUUCACAGUAACCCGAGAUGGCCUGGAGGACCAACUUCUGGCAGCGGUUGUCAGUAUGGAAAGACCAGACCUGGAGGAGCUCAAGUCCAACCUCACAAAGCAGCAAAAUGGUUUCAAGAUUACACUGAAAACAUUGGAGGAUAACCUCCUGUCCCGUCUCUCCUCCGCCUCUGGGAACUUCCUGGGAGACACAGAGCUGGUGGAGAACCUUGAGACAACCAAACGAACAGCAGCGGAAAUUGAGGAGAAGGUGAAGGAGGCCAAGGUGACAGAAGCCAAAAUCAAUGAGGCAAGAGAGCACUACCGGCCUGCUGCAGCCAGGGCUUCUUUACUGUACUUCAUAAUGAACGACCUCAAUAAAAUCCACCCCAUGUACCAGUUCUCAUUGAAGGCCUUCAGUGUGGUCUUCCAGAAUGCUGUGCUAAAGGCGCUACCAGAUGAAACACUGAAGCAGAGGGUCUGCAAUCUCAUUGACAACAUUACCUCUUCCGUCUUUCAGUACACCACACGUGGGCUCUUUGAGUGUGAUAAACUCACCUAUAUUGCCCAGCUGGCAUUCCAGAUUUUGCUGAUGAAUAAGGAGAUCAACCCAACAGAACUUGAUUUCCUUUUGAGGUACCCUGCUCAACCGGGGGUGUCCUCUCCUGUUGACUUCCUCUCUAGUCAUUCCUGGGGCGGUAUUAAGGCUCUGUGUGCCAUGGAUGAGUUCAGGAACCUGGAUCGAGACAUAGAGGGGUCUGCCAAGCGCUGGAAAAAGUUUGUGGAGUCCGAGUGUCCGGAGAAGGAGAAGUUCCCUCAGGAAUGGAAGAAUAAGACAGCUCUUCAGAGGCUGUGCAUGAUGAGGGCCAUGAGGCCUGACCGAAUGACCUAUGCUGUGAGGGAUUUUGUGGAGGAGAAGCUGGGGAGCAAGUAUGUCGCAGGCAGAUCUCUGGACUUCGCUAUUUCCUUUGAAGAAUCUGGGGCAGCGACUCCCAUGUUCUUUAUCCUGUCUCCUGGCGUUGACCCACUUAAGGAUGUUGAGAAACAUGGAAGAAAACUGGGCUAUACCUUUGACAACAGAAACUUCCACAAUGUGUCUCUGGGACAGGGACAGGAGGUGGUGGCCGAGCAAGCACUGGAGCUAGCAGCCCGAGAGGGCCAUUGGGUUAUUCUACAGAAUAUCCAUCUGGUGGCCAAGUGGCUGAGCACCCUGGAGAAGCAGCUGGAGCAGCUCAGUGAGGGCAGUCACCAGGACUUCCGUGUCUUUAUCAGUGCCGAGCCCUCUGCCUCCCCUGAUGGGCACAUCAUCCCUCAGGGUAUCCUAGAGAACUCCAUCAAGAUCACCAACGAGCCACCUACAGGCAUGCACGCCAACUUGCACAAGGCCCUGGACAACUUCAACCAGGAUACAUUGGAGAUGUGUGCCCGAGAGAACGAGUUCAAAAGCAUUCUUUUUGCCUUGUGCUACUUUCAUGCGGUGGUGGCAGAGAGGCGAAAAUUUGGUCCGCAGGGCUGGAAUAGAAGCUACCCUUUCAAUACAGGAGACCUCACCAUCUCAGUGAAUGUGCUGUAUAACUACCUGGAGGCCAACACCAAGGUGCCCUACGAUGACCUGCGCUACCUGUUCGGUGAAAUCAUGUACGGAGGUCACAUCACAGAUGACUGGGACCGGAGGCUGUGCAGGACAUACUUGGAAGAGUUCAUCAAGCCUGAGAUGAUGGAAGGCGAGCUCUACCUGGCCCCUGGCUUCCCCUUGCCUGGAAACAUGGACUAUAAUGGUUACCAUCAGUACAUUGAUGCUGCUCUCCCUGCUGAAUCCCCCUACCUGUAUGGGCUGCACCCCAAUGCUGAGAUUGGAUUCCUUACCCAGACCUCCGAGAAGCUUUUUCGCACAGUGCUAGAGAUGCAGCCGAGGGACAGCAGUGCGGGUGAGGGCAGUGGGACCACCAGGGAGGAGAAGGUGAAGGUGGUCAUUGACGAGAUCACAGAGAAACUGCCCGAGGAGUUUAACAUCGCAGAGCUAAUGGGCAAGGUGGAGGAACGCACGCCUUAUAUCGUGGUGGCCUUCCAAGAGUGUGAGCGCAUGAACAUCCUUACCCAGGAGAUAAAGCGCUCGCUCAAAGAGCUCAGCCUGGGCUUGAAGGGAGAGCUCACAAUGACAAGUGAAAUGGAAAACCUGCAGAACUCCAUUUUUCUUGACCAAGUGCCUGAGUCUUGGACCAAGCGGGCGUACCCAUCGAUGUUGGGGCUGGCUGCCUGGUUCAUGGACCUCCUCAACCGCAUCAAGGAACUGGAGACCUGGACAUCAGACUUCACUCUACCAUCAGCGGUGUGGCUCGCUGGCUUCUUCAACCCCCAGUCUUUCCUGACAGCUAUCAUGCAGUCUAUGGCCAGGAGGAAUGAGUGGCCGCUGGACAAGAUGUGUCUGCAGUGUGACGUAACCAAAAAAAACCGUGAGGACUUCAGCAGUCCACCACGAGAGGGCGCUUACGUGCAUGGCCUCUUCAUGGAAGGUGCUCGAUGGGACACACAGGCGGGGAUAAUUGCAGAUUCGCGGCUGAAAGAAUUAACACCAUCGGUCCCUGUAAUCUUUAUCAAAGCCAUCCCGGUUGACAAGCAGGACUCUCGCAAUGUGUACCAGUGCCCAGUGUACAAGACCAGGCAGAGAGGACCCACUUAUGUCUGGACUUUCAACCUGAAGACGAAGGAAAAUCCAUCCAAGUGGACCCUGGCUGGUGUUGCUCUCCUUCUGCAGAUCUAG